Labrus mixtus (cuckoo wrasse) is the source of this 2944-nucleotide messenger RNA. RefSeq names its product DNA-damage regulated autophagy modulator 1 (gene dram1). The record is from RefSeq and is a predicted model, not a curated record. Gene Ontology annotation, biological process: regulation of autophagy. The transcript has 7 exons. Bases 134 to 850 code for a protein of 238 amino acids. NCBI's taxonomy places the organism in Eukaryota, Metazoa, Chordata, Actinopteri, Labriformes, Labridae. Gene Ontology annotation, cellular component: lysosome.
AACAGACUCAGCCCAGUUCCUGGAGCAGCAUUAAACGAGGGGGGGUGUCUUACUGUAUGACAGUAUUUCACUGCGCUGAGACGUGUGACAGCGUUUUCUGCCAGUUCUGCGUUAAAAAAAAACCCUCUCCAGGAUGUUUUGGUUCAUGCAGGGUCUCUGCUUUCUGCCAACGUUUUUGGUCAUCUGGUCCUCGAGCACUUUCAUUAUUUCCUACCUUAUUGCGCUUCUCAGACGUGAUGUCGACAUAGUCUUCCCAUACAUAAGUGACACAAGUGCACAACCCCCGGAGAGCUGCAUUUUUGGCCUUAUGACAUUCAUCUCUGCAUGUGCAGGAAUAGCCACCAUGUACGCCAGGUACAAAUAUGUGCAGAAGCUAAGUGAGGAAACACAUGUGGUGAGCCCCUGUCUCAAUGGAAGUGCUCUUUAUGUUGGGAUGAUGUCCUGUUUGGGCAUGUGCAUUGUUGCAACCUUCCAGGAAAUAACAGUGACAUACGCUCAUGAUGCAGGAGCUCUGAUUUUCUUCGUGUCGGGAAUCUCCUACAUUAUCCUACAAACUGUUGUAUCGUAUAAGGCUUAUCCAUACGGGUGCUCCAGGAAGGUGAUCGCAAUACGCUUGUGUAUCUCCAUCAUUGCUACUUUAGCAUUUUUCCCCACUGUCGUCUGUGCAUAUUUUGUGAACCAAACCGAGCUGCACAGAGACCCCGACGACAAGGACUAUCCUUAUCAGUUAGCCAGCGCUGUGUGCGAGUGGACGGUUGCGUUCAGCUUCAUUUGCUUCUUCUUCACAUACAUUCACGAUUUCAAACUUUUUACUCUUCAGGUGAAGGCAGUGUGCGAGGGUUACUCCUGAUCCGUCUGCAGCUGCCAAAACUUGAAACAAACACCAGCGUUUUUAACUUCUGAAGAUGUGCUGCACUUAUUUUUGUAAAGAUUUUAAUCUCUUGUAUUUUUUUUUACACUAUUUUUUUUACAACAUUUACGCUGAAAAAUACAGCCUGACUGAAUAUGUUGAUAUAUUAUAGCUGGUACUUUUGACGUUCGUAUUUAUACAUACCUGUAAGUCAGGAGUGGUUUUAAAGAGGGGAAAAAAACUGACCACAGCCUGUAUCUUUAUAUUGUUUUAUACAAUCUGAAAUCAUUUAUACAAGUGUCCUGAUUGGGGCCCGUGUUCAGUCACUUUGCACUUUGCCCUUGAUUGCCACACCAGCGUGUCAUUCUGUCAAACCUGUGACACCAAUAAGAGAAGUUCAUCACACAGGGAACACAUGACUGUCACUCGAGUUUGAAUGGGAAAAAAAAAACAAUCAAACUGACACACGUGUUCUGUGUGUAAUUAUGAGAAAAUGUGAUCAGUGUCAAUGCAAGAUUCUUAUCAUGAUGAAAAAUGGGGAAAUUCUUCAAAUGCUGCCACUUCACUUAUCAGUGUUUUUAUAAUUGUGUUUCCUUUGGACAGCUUGACUUUUUGUAUCAGGCACAGAGUUUAGAUUUUGUUCCACUUACUGUAAACUUUUCACAGUUGGAACAGAUACGGUUUCUUCUCAGGCUGCUACACAGUUCAUCAGUGCAGCUCUUAUUAUUGUAUCUUGAAUGUGUCUACAGCCUGGAGCUCAUGCACUGAGAAUGAGGCUGCUACAUGGAUACGUUUGCUCAGGCAAAUUCAAUCACCCCAAUGUCAUAAACAGAAAUGGAACUCUUUGUGAAUUAAAGAUUAUUUAUGCCACAUACAAGCCCCAAAUGUAUGUUUUCCAUCCCUAGACAGAGCCUCUUGUUUUUAUUUGAAUGUUUUUCAGGAGCUUGAGGAAAAAAACUGUAUUAUUGUUGCAGAAAAUGUUGAAAAAUAAAAAACCCUGGGAAUUUGGGAACCACUCGUAGAGGGCAUGAGACUAACAUGUGGUUUUUCCAAAGACACAAUCCCGGGCUGUAAACUGUAAGAGGACAAACUAGAGACACAGAUCAUAUUAAUGUUCACUACAGAUAGUGUCUUUACAAAGGAGUUGAUGCUUUAAUCUAUUACUGUGUAUUGGUGUUCUGUGAAUGAAUGUUACAGACAAAGGAGCACUGCUGAGCUGCAAAAUAAAGAAACACUUUUUUUAAAGCAAAUGGAUUGUUUAUUUAUUUCAACAUUACUUUAGAGGGGAAACAAGAGAGGCCUUCCAGACUUCUUUAACUUUUUCAGUCAUUGUGGUGUAAAAUCCAUUCAUGGGAAAUGUGCAUGAAUCUGACUCUCUCAUUUUGUUGCUCAAUCAAACUUUACUCAGUUUCACAACUGUACAUUUUUUUUGAGCGUGUGGUCACAAGUCCUGACAAAUGCAAUGUGAUCUGUCGGCACAACCGACAAAGUUAAAAGCUGCAGUUUACAUUUUUUUUUUUUUUUUUUUUAAUAAAGGCUGUUUUCUGGGUUUUAUAGUAGAGAUAGGACAGUGGAUAGAGUCGGAAAUCAGGGAGAGAGAGAGAGUGGGGGAUGACAUCGUGGAAGGGAUUCAGACCCGGGACGCCCGCCUGGAAGACCACAGCCUCCAUACAUGGGACGUGCGCACAAAAAAACCACUAAUCCACCAUCGCCCAAAGUUGAAUUUUUAAGUGUUUUUCACUUAUUUACAUCUUGUUUACUCUUUAUAUAUGCAAAGGUUAGUACGCAACACGAUGUUAUUACCGGAGUAUUUUAGAACUCCAGCAAUCCACUGAGUUCAAUAAUUAAGUGGAACUACAAACAGACAAUGCAUCCCUAUUUAUUUAUUAUCGUCUUCAACUCAUAACACAGCAGGGAGUUUUCAGCUGGUGAGUCAAAGUACUUAUAAAAAGCUUUUUUAGUUUUCAGAUGCAAUAUUUAGAUUUUUAAAUUAAUUGUUAAUCAUCCUAAAUAUAUUAAAUAAUUAAGUGUGCAACAAGGCCUGGACUGGGUCUAAAUACUUCUACUUUAAUUAAUAAAGCAAGAGAGGUCUUA